Molecule: messenger RNA, 5121 nt
Organism: Paramuricea clavata
Lineage: Eukaryota; Metazoa; Cnidaria; Anthozoa; Malacalcyonacea; Plexauridae
Source: the annotation of a GenBank genome assembly
AUUACUGAUUGUUUGCUUAAUGUCAUUUCUAGCAACAACAACAGUUACAACACUUCCCACAACCACGACAACACCACCUACAACAACAGGUAAGUUCUUGAAGAUUGAAAGCUUAUAAAAUCAAUUAAUUUUUCAGUAAAUUUUCCUGAUCACGUAUACCCAAGUGACCCGUCAUGAACGGCUGUUACGAUUGAGAGGGUCCAGAUCUGGAUCCUAUUUCCCAGCGCACCUUUUUUUAAACACCAUUUCCCAACCACUUUUUGACCAAAUCCUAGUUUUAACUGAAAACUUUAUAUCAAAUAUUUUAUUGUGCGGGUUAAAAACUUUCAGACACCCACUUUAAGUGAUUUGGUAACUUUUCACCGACUACAUUCCUGCUCGACACAUUCUCAUAUACUUAUUUUCCUUCCAAGCGGCGAGAAUGGUCAUUAUAUCCUCUUGACCAACACCGCAUGAUUUACGGUGUUACUAAUGUUGUCAACAGUGUAAUUGCAGUAGUAUGGAAUGAUGGAAGGUGAAAACAACAGCAUACUAAAACUCCAUAUUUCCUCAGCUGUUGAGUUGAUAAGACGAAAUGAAUGAAUGAAUGAUUUAUUUGCCACACACAUCGUAUUAUUAAAAUUUACAUAAAUUUCACGAUUGAUUGUUAUAGCCAAUCAGAAAUCAUGGAUUCUUUCAAAUAAAUUAUAUUCAGUUUAAGUGAUCCUAAUAUUUUGUAUAACUUUUCACUGGCUAAAUUUUUGCUCGUCUCUGGACAAUUCGUAAAUAGACCACCUUCACAUGACUUAUCAGUUCUCAUGUUUUACGGUGUUACUAAUAUUGUCAAUAGUAUAGCGAGCUAUUUUUUGUCGUGAAGGACUGCUAUAAUUAAGAGGAUCCAGACUGUGAGUCUGGAUCCCAGUUCCCAGCGUACCAUAUAAUACUCGUAUGACUAAUGCGUUGCAUGAUGUACUAAUUAUAAAUGCAACAGUAUCACUGAAUGAUAGAAGGUGUAAAGUUAGCGAGAAAUUUUAUUCUGGUCAUUUACUGACAGUUUAAUUAAUAUUAUUUCCAGCAACGGCAACACCAGCAGGAAAUAUGACAACAGGUAUUAGUACUUUAAAAUUGAAAGCUUUUAUAAAAUAAAUUAACUCUUCAGAAUAUCUUCCUGAUCACUCCGCGUAUAUCCCGAUGAAAAGUAUUGUUCUCGUAGCUGGUCCUGAAGAGUGGUCUACAUCCCCAUUCCUAGCCCCCGUGUUUCUAAACCCAAUUUCCCAGCGCUUUUGACCAAAUCUCAACUUGAGCAGGUGUUUCACCAAUUUGUUGAGUUUUAAAACACAAUAGUCUGCAUUCAAUAUCUAUCUGUAGUCUUUCUGUAACAUACCAAGGAAAUCACUGAUUCGCAGUAGCAUAAAGUUAUAUGACUUCGGACCGGAAAAGGGAAGAAUACAGUCUUACAAGAAACUUUAAUUUGGACAAACUUUCAAUUAAACCCUAAAGUUAUUUAAUCUUUGAAAAGUUGAAUUAUAGAAUAAUAUUUAUUGUUAUAUAUCAAUAGUCAAAGUCGCAUUUUUCUAGUGUUUUAUUGGUUGAGAGUAUAUCACGUGAGAGUGACGAAAUUAGGCUGUCUCUCUCGCAACAGCGCGAGAGGGAGAUAAUACGUUAUCGACCGGCGAAUAACAAAAAAAAUCACGUGCGCCAUCACGUGAAGGUGCGACUUUUGGACAUGCUUAGCACGUGAUUAAGAGGGCGUUUCUGUAAGAGCAGACCACUGGAUCUGACCUUCAAAAAUAGAUUUCUCUUAUAUUUCUACCGUCGAUACUCUCAUCUAUCCUAACUACGAAACUGGAGUUAAGAUCGUUCUAACGUGGUUUUUACAACCGCUAUGCGAGUUUUUGUCCCAGGACCCAAGUUAAUUAAAAUAUGGCGGUUUCUGAAUUUGCCGAAGCCUACAAUCACAGUCCGCUUUCUCUAUUUUCUCUGCGAAUCAGAGCUUCGUUUUCAGCUCUGAGCUGCACUAGAGUGGUCUUUCUACAAAGAAACAGUGACAUAUAGCUGUUUAGUUGCACCCUUCAACGCAUGAUAUCAAAUUCGAGAAUUAUAGGUCCUAAAACAUUGCAUAAUUCUCAUUUGUGGCACCUGCCCAGGUUCUAAAUCGCUUUUUAACUUUGAAAUAGGAUGCUAUUCCAUACAUCUACACAAUAAAAUUUGCGGCACAUUGUAUUUCUAAGAAAUCAGGAAGUUGACAAUUUUUGCAUUUUUUAGCUAUAUUUCUGCGUGUGACACAAGAAUCGGAUCAAAAUACUAUCAAAAUUAAGAGAAAAGUGAGACGAAUCCAUUCGUAUACGGCCGAAAAAGAGAAAACUAACAGCACGAAAGUUAUCAAGGAUCAAACCUACUGCAUUUUUAAUUAGUUCUAAUAAUUUUGAGCGAUUUGUCAAUUGUCAACAAUACAGUUUCGCUUGACUUUCAAAGGCCAUAAAUCGCUAGAAUACUGCUAUUUUGUAAUGAAUUUGGCUUUCGUAAGUACAAUUUCGUACGCUGAUUCGAACGACGGUAUUUUUGUCCUCGUUGAGUCACUUGGGUGCAUAAAACCAGACCGUCUGCCGUGGUAGCUGUGAUAAACUUAGCACGGAGCGACGGACAACGCAAUUUUGCAAAAGGGUUGUGCUCUCAUCGCAUGAAUGUGCUUUCAAUUUCACAUAUUGGGGUACUUAUAAUAUAGAAUAAUGAAAAAAAAUUCCUGAACUCAAAUUUUGUGAACCAGGGGAGGGGGGUGUCUUUUCAAACAAACAAACUGGCUUGCGCACAAAAUUUAAAUGUUGUAAUCAUAUUUUGAGUUUAUAGAUGGAACAUUUGUUGGGUUUUUAAUUACUGUACAAAAUUUCAGACAAUUUGCAUUAGUGUAAGCCCUUUAACUAUUAGCGCAAACUUACAUUUUUUCCUAAAAAAUCAGCUAUUUGCAUGCUUAAUUUAAUUAAUGCCUUUGCCUAAUUUGCAUAUGUCAGCAAUAUGCAAAUUAGGCAAAGGCAUUAAGUAAGCAUGCGAAAGGCUGAUUUUUUAGGAAAAAAUGAAUAGUUAAAGUCUUAAACUAAAGCAAAUUGUCUGAAAUUUUGUACAUUAAUUAAAAACCUAACACAUUUUCCAUCUAUCAACUCAAAAUAUGAUUAAAGCUUUUAAAUUUCGUGCGCAAGCCAUUUUUAUUUUGUUUUCAUUAUUCUACAUUAUAAGUACCCAAGGAAGCUAUAUACAUAAAAAACUCGAUACUAAUAGCUGUUUUGCGAAAUUGAGAGCAAUUUCAAAUCUGCGCAGUUUUUUUAUACACCCUAGCCCCCGCGAGUUACUAACGCUCUUUCGAGCGCCUUGUUAUUAAUUAAUUUCUAAAAUCAUACGAGUCAUUUUAUUUCUGAUAUUCUAAGCUAGUAUUUGUGCCUAUUCUGAUUCAUUGCAAUUGCUAUUAUAUUAUAAAAUGAUUUUUGAAUAUAAUUUCAUACAAAAUUUGGGACGAAUGCAUAUUAUUAAUUAAGCGAGCUAUAUUAAAUGUUAUGUCCAUGUUGUGUUAGCAAAUUCCAAAAUCUCUUAAAAAAGGGUUGAAAUUACUUAAAUAAAUCUUUAAUCAAGUCUAGGAACAAGUUUUUAAUGUAUUCUUGAUUUUUGGACAGUAACAGUGCGGCUAAUAACAGCACAGGGACGUAUUCACCAGUUUCGUAGUUAGGAUAGAUGAGAGUAUCGAUGGUAGAAAUAUAAGAGAAAUCUAGUUUUGAAGCCCAGAUCCAGUGGUCCGCUCUUACAGAAACGCUCUCUUAAAACUCUAUUUAAAGUAACUGCAGUGUGGCCAGUGUUUAAUAUAACGUUUUAACAAUGAAAUGUUUCAUGUAUUUGCUUUCAUUUGUUCUUUGAUUUGUUGUUUCUUUGACUAUUGAUAUAUAAUAAAACGCUUAUUUACUGAGACCUCGGGAAAGCAGUGUGUUUUGUGGACCCUCGACCAUCGACGGUCUCGGAUCCACAAAACACACUGUUUCCCUCGGUCUCAGUAAAUAAGUGAUAAAUAUCCAAACAAUACUUGGAUAUAUCAAAUAAAGUGUCAAUCAAAUGGUUGUUAUCAUAAACGAAACAACUAUUAAAACUGUAGAGUAACUUAAUAGGAUAUAUAUAUAUAUAUAUAUAUAUAUAUAUAUAUAUAUAUAUAUAUAUAUAUAUAUAUAUAUAUAUAUAUAUAUAUAUAUAUAUAUAUAUAUAUAUAUAUAAAAAAAAAAUAACUAUGAAUUGCAUCAUAUCAUCAUUGCAUCGCUUCAUUAAAUUAAACCAAAAGAAAACCACAAUCCCUAAAACAUAAAAUGGAAAUAAAAGUUUAAAAAAGGUAUUAAGCUAAGAAAUCAAGGUUGCAUGGCCUUACGACACCGCAUGACAAUUUUUGCUUUAUUGUUCGCAUCAUCAGUAUUACAGUUUUCUUUGUUAUUCAGAUUAGAUCCCAGACUACUAAUUUCUGUCAGUUUUUUUUGUAAUUUCUACACAUUCUAUCUGUAAUGUUUAAACAUUUCCUUCCGCAAACAAGAUCCUAUGAAGGAAAUAUCAUGUUCUCAACCAUCUCCACAACAUGUCAUUGUAGCAAUGUUGUUGGCUUUGUCGGUUAUUUUGGGUAACGUUGACUGAUGUUGGAAGCUUCAUGUUGGGUCAUAUUUGACUUUCUUUAUUUCAAAUUUUCAUCCAACACGGUGUAACAUCGUCCAACAUAGUUUUACCAACAACAUUGAACGGUGAACGGAUCUUACCUCUCCCAAACAAAAUGAGCAUAUCUCAGUGCCGUAGCCAGCUCGAUAAUUGGGGGGUGGGGCAAAUAUUCAUAUAUUCGUGUUCACAGACCAUAAAAACAAUCGAUUUCAAAAGAAAUUAAUAACGCAGAGCACGAAUAUAUGAAUAUUUCCCCCCCCCCCCCCCCAAUUAUCGAGCUGGCUACGGCACUGGCAUAUAUCUUUGAGCUCUGAAUAUUAUCAUUUUCAUUUCAGACAAACCGACAACCAAUGGUCAAGCAAGUUUCUCAACAUCGCAGUCAUUGAAACUUGUUACAUUGGUACUCUUGACUGCAGUUGCAAGUUUUUGAUUCACAACUGGCACAAGGCUUCAACGUUUCACGACGCGUGA